Molecule: messenger RNA, 2432 nt
Organism: Medioppia subpectinata
Lineage: Eukaryota; Metazoa; Arthropoda; Arachnida; Sarcoptiformes; Oppiidae
Source: the annotation of a GenBank genome assembly
AGCGCCAAAUAUAUAAUCGACUGUUUAUUACCCGAUUCUUGUGAUAAAACAUCCAUUAGUUUGGAGUGCAAUAUAUGGCUCUUCUAUUGUGUCAUUAAAUUAAUUGGCGUUCAAUGCAAUCAACUCAACACUAAAUAUGCCAUUAAAUACUUGCAUAUUUUGGGCUCACUUUCUGAGAGUUUAUUGAAAAUAACAAAUUCAAGAAUUACAUCAGAUAUAGAAUCAGAUGAAACUGAACCCAUGGAUACAAACAACACCGUAUCCAACAGUACAUUGGAUUCAUCUCUAGUCGAGCCAUUGAUCGCAAUGAUCAACGAACCAAUGCAUGUCAAUGUCAUCACAGGCCUCUCAAAUGCCGAUAAUCUCACCAACGAAUCAGAAAUAUUGAUAUCUUUAUCGUGUUUAUGCCAUUCCCUGUUGUCAGCGCAUCCAUUGGCUGUCAAUCAAUACCGUCUCUUAUAUACGCUGGCAUUCAAAGCAGAUUUUCUGCGAACUCUAUGGAAAUACAUCACUUCGGUGUCGACUCCAUCGGUGUUCGGGGCGCCGACGUCUCUGUUGUAUAUCCUGUCGCGUGGGCUCCCAUUGGCAGCAGUGCAGGGGUGGCACCAAAUUCUGCCUCAAUUGACACUAUUCUGCACUUUAUUCAGUUAUCUGUUCCCGACUUUAGAUGACGUGGAGUUCUAUCGUGACAUGGAUUCCAACUUCGAGGUGACGUCUACUCAUUUAUCUACCAUUCCUUUCACUCUCCAAGAGUUGGCUUCGAUGGGACUCACGCUGAGAGACGUGUGCAUUGGAUUAGUAGAGUUAGCAUACGAUGACACCCGACCCUCAAUGCGAAACGACUACCAAAACGCUCUCAAACCACUCAACCAAACCGACGAUCACAAGGACGUGACCCGUCAUUGGAUGAAACUAUUCAAGUCUUGUGUCAAACUCUUACGACAGUUGCACUCGAGAGACUCGAGAAGAGAGUUCUGUCCGCCCGAGCAUUGGAUCAGCAAACAGGUGACAAUUCCUGUCGAGAGACCGACAAACUUUAGAAUCGGAAUCGAAGGCAGACGAAGGUAUAGAGAAUUCAUGGGAAUCAGACACUUGUCCAGAGAGGAGCUCGAAGAACACGGACCGCCCCUUUCGACCACCGAAGUGAGGAAUGUAACCAUUUUGCAAGAAAUACCAUUUGUCGUCUCAUUCCUCGAUCGCUUCAAAAUAUUACAAACACUCAUAUCGAUCGAUAGGACACAACACAGGGGCGAAAGCCAUGUCUUCAAUGUGAUGGGACCUACCAUUCAAGUGGUCAUUAGACGCAACUAUAUAUACGAAGACGCGUUCGAGAAGUUGUCGCCAGAAAACGAGCCAAACCUUAAACAAGCGCUUAAAGUACAGUUGGUUUCAGCCAUUGGUUUGGAUGAAGUGGGUAUCGAUGGCGGCGGUAUAUUCAGAGAGUUCUUAUCAGAAGUGCUCAAAACUGCUUUCGACCCAAACCGAGGCUUCUUUGCGUCGACGAGUGAUAGUCUUCUCUAUCCGAACCCUUCGGUCACAUUAAUUGUCGAGAAUUAUGUCAAACACUUCUACUUUGUCGGCCGAAUGCUCGGGAAAGCCAUCUAUGAGAACAUGUUAGUCGAGUUGCCGUUCGCGGCCUUCUUUUUGGCCAAACUGUUGGCCCGACACUCGGCCUCAGACGUCGAGAUCCAUCACUUGGCAUCUCUCGACCCUUUAAUCUACAAAAAUCUGAUGUAUCUUAAGAGCUAUGAGGGAGACGUCGCUGAAUUGGGACUUGACUUCACUGUAAUUAACUCUGAUUUGGGGACCACUCAAGUGAUUGAAUUGAAGCCCAACGGCGCUAAAAUCCCGGUCACCGCUCAGAACCGCAUCGAAUACAUCCAUCUGAUGGCUGAUUACAGACUGAAUAAACAGAUCCGUUCGCAAUGCGCGGCAUUCAAGCAGGGCUUGGCUGAUGUGCUGGACUUGGAUUGGCUCCGUAUGUUCGACCCGAGAGAACUGCAAAUCCUAAUAUCGGGCGCUCCGACGCCUAUCGACAUCGAAGACCUGAGACGGAACACCAAUUAUGCCGGCGGUUAUAACAACGAACACAAAGUUAUCGUCGUUUUCUGGAAAGUUGUCCAACAAUUCGAUGAAAACCAAAGACGAAAAUUACUUAAAUUUGUCACCAGUUGUUCUCGACCGCCACUAUUGGGCUUCAAAGACUUGGUGCCCGUCUUUUGUAUACAGAAUGCCGGCCGAGAGGCCAACCGUUUGCCGACGGCGUCCACUUGUAUGAACCUUUUGAAGUUACCAGAGAUUGAAGACUUGGCAACAAUGAAACAAAAGCUCAAAUACGCCGUCGAUUCGGGCGCCGGCUUUGAACUCAGCUAAUGAUUGAAUGAUUUUAUUUUUUAAUAUAAACAUUUAAUAAACACUAAAUUUUCACUCAA